CCAGCUCGGCCCAAAUUAGCACAGGCAGGCUCAGUAGAGCUCCGAGCCGGAUUCCUUCUGAGCGAUUGAUUGCUUCGGCUUGGUGACGUAUUUUGUGGGUGUCCGUCGUGGUCUUCUGAUGACGCAGUCAGUCGGCUGCAAUGGCGCCGGUGAGGCGGUCCUCGAAGUGGCGGCCUGGUGGUAUUGAGGCGCGUGGUGAAGGGGUUUCCACGGUCGGGUACCGGAAUAAGAAUGUGAAACAGAAGACAUGGCGGCCUAACCACCCGCAAGCCUUCGUGGGGAGCGUUCGCGAGGGACAAGGCUUUGCUUUUCGAAGAAAACUGAGAAUACAGCAAAGUUACAAGAAAUUGCUACGGAAGGAAAAUAAGGCUCAAACGUCACUGGAAUCUCAAUUCACAGAUCGAUACCCAGAUAAUCUGAAACAUCUCUAUUUAGCUGAAGAGGAAAGACUUAGGAAGCAAACAAGAAAAGUCGACCAUCCUUUGUCAGAACAAGUUCACCAGCCUUUGCUUGAAGAACAGUGUAGCAUUGACCAGGCUGUAUUUGAAGAUCAGUGUAGCUUUGACCAGCCUCAGCCAGAAGAACAAUGUAUUAAAACAGCAAACUCCUUUACAAUUCCAAAGAAAAAUAAAAAGAAAACAUCAAAUCAAAAAGCACAAGAAGAAUAUGAACAGGUACAAGCUAAACGUGCUGCUAAGAAACAAGAAUUCGAGAGGAGAAAACAGGAGAGAGAAGAAGCCCAAAGGCAGUACAAAAAGAAGAAAAUGGAAGUGUUUAAAAUAUUGAACAAAAAGACUAAAAAGGGCCAACCAAACUUGAAUGUACAAAUGGAGUACCUUCUUCAAAAAAUACAAGAAAAAUGUUAAACAUUUUGUUCCUGCAGGUUAAAAUAUCUGCUGCCUAUUAGGUUCUUCUGUGACAAGUGCCUCCCAGCAGUGAACUAAAUUUGUCGACAUAAACUGGAUUGCUAAACUAUGCUAAAUAUAAGAUGUUCACGUAUUUUUAUUAUGGUAAAAAAUUUUCUAAAUAUGUUCUACAUAUGUUUCUUAUUUAUUUGCCUCUGAAGGAAGGUUGGCCUGAAGAACUGAAAGAACCUCUUAUUUGCAAGAUAGGCCCAAGCAUGUAAUACUUUUGUACCAUAUGAGAUUUAUAUAGAAAUAAAUUUUUUUAAAAAUAA
Symphalangus syndactylus (siamang) is the source of this 1177-nucleotide messenger RNA. RefSeq names its product coiled-coil domain containing 59 (gene CCDC59). Gene Ontology annotation, cellular component: nucleus. NCBI's taxonomy places the organism in Eukaryota, Metazoa, Chordata, Mammalia, Primates, Hylobatidae. The record is from RefSeq and is a predicted model, not a curated record.